AUGAAAUUCCUACUUGUCGUCGUUGGCCUGGCCCUGGCUGUCGCAGCUGAGGAGAAAAUAUUCUCCAACUACCAUGAAGAGAUUGGUAUCCCAGAAGCUGCACGCAUCAAGCUCGCUGAGGAUGCUCAGGACUUCGACGGCUCCAGGAUCGUAGGAGGACAGGCAUCCUCACUCGGCGCACACCCUCACUUGGGAGGUCUGGUCAUCACUUUGACUGACGGCAGACAGUCAGUUUGCGGAUCUUCUCUUCUUACCAACACCAGGGCGGUGACCGCUGCUCAUUGCUGGAGGCAUGGUAGAACACAAGCUCGUCAAUUCACCGUCGUCCUAGGCUCCAUCCGUCUCUUCGCCGGCGGUGUUCGAGUCAACACCAACAAUGUUCAAGUUCACGCCAGCUACAACGAACAGCGCCUUCACAACGAUAUUGCCAUGAUAUCGAUGAGCCACGUCGGUUACACAAACCACAUCCAACGCAUCCCCAUCGCCUCUGGCAGUAACAGCUACGCCGGUACCUGGGCCACAGCUGCUGGAUUCGGUAGAACCGCUGACAAUGUCGGUAUCAGCAGCAAUCAGGCAAAGAGACACGUAAACAUGCAAGUAAUCACCAACGCCGUGUGCGCAAACACUUUUGGAUCCAGUACCGUUAUCGCCUCCACCCUGUGUACCGCCACCACCGGUGGUCAGAGCACCUGCGGCGGUGACUCCGGUGGCCCUCUAGCCAUCGGCAGCGGCAGCAGUCGUACUCUGAUCGGUAUCACCUCCUUCGGUUCGGCCGCCGGCUGCACCCGUGGCUUCCCCGCCGCUUUUGCCAGAGUGACCUCAUUCGCCUCCUGGAUCAAUGCCCGCCUUUAAGCGUCUAUUCAUUUAUUGUUAAAUAAAUAAUUCAUUUAUAUA
Nymphalis io (European peacock) is the source of this 894-nucleotide messenger RNA. Its product is annotated as collagenase-like. The transcript has 5 exons. Gene Ontology annotation, biological process: proteolysis. Gene Ontology annotation, molecular function: serine-type endopeptidase activity. Bases 1 to 852 code for a protein of 283 amino acids. The record is from RefSeq and is a predicted model, not a curated record. Lineage: Eukaryota; Metazoa; Arthropoda; Insecta; Lepidoptera; Nymphalidae.